Molecule: messenger RNA, 813 nt
Organism: Miscanthus lutarioriparius
Lineage: Eukaryota; Viridiplantae; Streptophyta; Magnoliopsida; Poales; Poaceae
Source: the annotation of a GenBank genome assembly
AUGGGGAGGUCGCCGUGCUGCGAGAAGGCGCACACCAACAAGGGCGCGUGGACCAAGGAGGAGGACGAGCGGCUGGUGGCGUACAUCCGGGCGCACGGGGAGGGGUGCUGGCGCUCGCUGCCCAAGGCCGCGGGCCUGCUGCGCUGUGGCAAGAGCUGCAGGCUGCGGUGGAUGAACUACCUCCGCCCGGACCUCAAGCGCGGCAACUUCACCGACGACGAGGACGAGCUCAUCAUCCGCCUGCACAGCCUCCUCGGCAACAAGUGGUCUCUGAUCGCCGGGCAGCUGCCGGGCCGGACGGACAACGAGAUCAAGAACUACUGGAACACGCACAUCAAGCGCAAGCUCCUGGCCCGCGGCAUCGACCCGCAGACGCACCGCGCGCUCGGCGCCGACGCAGCGGCGGCUCCCGGCGUCGCGGCGCACCACCGGGCGGCGUCGGCGGCGCUGCUUCACAACGCGGGCGCCGUCAUCGUCCCGGCGGCCCCCGUCAAGCUCGCCGUGAAGCCGCCGGCGCCGGCGGAGUCGUCAUCCGACGACGGCGGCAGCAGCAGCGGCAGCAGCGGUAGCGGUAGCGGCGGCGGCACCAGCGCGGGGGAGCAGCCGCGGUGCCCCGACCUCAACCUCAACCUCGACCUGUCCGUGGGCCCAGCGGCGGCGGCGGCCGACACGCCCACCUCGCACUCGCAGCAGCCGCUGUGCCUGUGCUACCGCCUCGGCCUCCGCGCCGGGGAGGCGUCGUGCGGCUGCCAGGCUGAUGACGUCGCGGGGCAGCAGGGGUUUCGAUUUUUCAGGCCGUUGGAACAAGGCUAG